Molecule: messenger RNA, 1575 nt
Organism: Brachypodium distachyon (stiff brome)
Lineage: Eukaryota; Viridiplantae; Streptophyta; Magnoliopsida; Poales; Poaceae
Product: purine permease 3
Exons: 1
Coding region: 279-1451 (390 amino acids)
Cellular component (GO): membrane
Molecular function (GO): purine nucleoside transmembrane transporter activity
Source: RefSeq, a predicted model, not a curated record
UACGGGUGUACUUCUCUCCUCUUUCCUCUAUGUUGACUCACCAACUUAGUUUCUUAACUCCAUUGAUUUCUCCAACACUUCUUUUCGGAUAUGAUCCAGCUGCUUCACAUCCUCCUGCUUCUAUAUAAACCCUUCAAGAAUGUCAUGCAAACCAAGCUCAUCACCAUCCGGAUCAUCCAGACAACAGAGCUCCAAACUCAUAAGCUAGAGCAGGCUGCAGCAGUGCAAGCACACACCCUUGCAGUGCAGCUAAGCUAAAAAUCGCCCGUGUACACGUGAUGGCCAGUGCCAGCCCAGCCAUGCAACAACAAGCCGAUCAGGCGCCAAGCGCCACGCCGCCCACUGCCUCACCGGCUCGCUACCGGCCGUCGCCGCUGGUGAUAUUCAGCGCGUGCCUCGUCCUUCUCGGCGCCGGUGGCCCCCUCCUGCUGCGUGUCUACUUCGUCCACGGCGGGCGCCGCCUGUGGCUGUCGGCGCUGCUGCAGCUCUCCGGAUGGCCGCUCCUGCUGCCGCCGCUCUGCGUGUCCCUCUUCCGAAACCGGCGCCACGGCAUCGUCGACAACCUCCUCCUGCCGCCGCGCCUCGCGGGCGCCGCGGCCGUGCUGGGCUGCUUCUACGCGCUCUCCUGCUUCGUCUACGCCAUGGGCUCCCAGGCGCUGCCCCUUUCCACUUCCUCGUUGCUCCUGGCCACGCAGCUCGCUUUCACGGCCGUCUUCGCGCUCCUCUUCGUCGGGCUCCGCCUGACACCCUUCUCCGCCAACGCCGUCUUCCUGCUCACCAUCGGUCCGGCCGUGCUCGGGGUCGGGCCCGGCUCAGGGAAGCCAGCGGGCGAGCCCGCCAAGGCGUACUGGACCGGGUUCUGCGAGGCCAUCGCCGCCGCAGCUCUCGCGGGCCUCGUGCUGCCCCUCGUCGAGGUCGCCAUGGAGCGUUACGGCCGAAAGCCCACGGGACCGGCCGCGAGCAGCGCGAGGGUGGCCCCGCCUCCUUACUCCACCGUGAUGCAGAUGCAGGCCGUGAUGGGCGCCGCCGGCACCAUGGUGUGCUUGCUCGGCAUGAGCAUCAAGGGCGACUUCGGGGCGCUGACGAGCGAGGCGGCGGAGUUCGGGCUCGGGAAGAACAACUACUACCUGGUGCUGGUGUGGGACGCCGUGUCGUGGCAGCUGCUCAACCUGGGCAUCAUGGGGCUCAUCACCUGCGCCUCCUCGCUGCUCGCCGGCAUCAUGAUCGCCGUGCUGCUCCCGCUCUCGGAGAUCCUCGCCGUCAUGUUCCUCCACGAGAAGUUCGACGGGCCUAAGGGCAUCGCCCUCGUGCUCUCCCUCUGGGGAUUCGCGUCCUACAUCUACGGCGAGAAGGCGCAGAAGAAGCAGGAGAUACGGAAGAGCGAGCUGCUACUGCUGCAGCAGCAGCAGGUGGCCAAGAAAACCGGGGACCUGGAGCUGGCUGCCCCUUGAACACCGACACCUUAAUUUUGUGUCUACAUGAACAUACAGUACGCCGGGUAUACAGGUGUAGCAAACAUCACAAAUUCUUUUCUUCCUUGAAAAAGUAUUAGUACACAGUAACAUACAUUUUGUA